Molecule: messenger RNA, 1595 nt
Organism: Hyaena hyaena (striped hyena)
Lineage: Eukaryota; Metazoa; Chordata; Mammalia; Carnivora; Hyaenidae
Product: guanylate-binding protein 7-like
Exons: 6
Coding region: 234-758 (174 amino acids)
Molecular function (GO): GTP binding; GTPase activity
Source: RefSeq, a predicted model, not a curated record
CCUGUUUGUUUUCAGCUUCUGUGGGAAGAGAAAACAGAGCAAGGGUGAGUUAAGAGGCACUUGGCUGCUCGUUCUUGAACAGAUUAGCAAAGCUGUGGCUCAGGACUGGGGAUUCUGGUGACCUUAGUGGAUGCCUUCAAUAGUGGGGCAGUUCCUUGCCUGGAGAACACAGUGACACACCGGUGUCCUAGUGUGAGGACUCAGUAGCUCUGCAGAGUGAGGUUCCCAGAGAAAUGGUCCUGUCACUACCAGACGGGAAUGAUGGAGCAGCCCCCGCGCGGCAGCCAGCCCCAAAUGGUGAAGAGUUAUGGAAGAUGUACACGGACUUACUGCAGGUGAAGAAUAAACUAGAGAAAAGCUGCAUGGAGAAAGAGGAGCUUCUGCAUUUAGCUCAACAAGCCUUAGCAGAAGAACAAGCCAAAAGAGAGACAGCUGAGAAGGAAAAGCAGCUUUUUGAGGAAAAGUAUACACAGCUGCAGCGAAGGGUAGAGGCUCUAGAAACAGUUUUCCAGGAAUCCAUGGCCCAAAUGAGAAAGGAGAGAGAGAGAGAACACCUGAGAAAGCAGAAUGAGAAGUUUCAGAGGCUGGAGGCCCAAAUAAAAACUAUGAGUGGUAACAAGCUGAAAAUUGACUACACUUCAAAGACAACGGAAAACAGUUACAGAGAAGAUACUUCGGAGCCUUCAUGCUUGUGUCUAAUUUGUGAGCUGCUAAGACAGUUGAUUUCACUAGUAGCCAAGCUUUUCUCUUGUAUAUAAUUUCAGAUACGUGUGCACCGUAUUCAGACUUCUUCAAACAACCUCUAUGAUCCUCACCUUUAUGUUGCAGACUAUUUUCUCCAUGAAGUCUCUUGGAUUUCCUGAAUCCUCUAAACUGGGUGGGUGGGGCCUCCUUUGUGAUCUCAUUGUACCUAUGGCAUGAUUUCGAAAAUUUAAAUUACCCAUUUACUCUGUUUCGCUGAUGAUACCUCACUACCAAGGACAGGUUUAUCUGUAUCAUUGUAAUCUUAGCUCCUAUUUCCAUGUCCAACACUUGAUCAGUAACUGCAAAGUGAUGGUUGAACAAUGUUCCCACUCAGCACAGAGCCUGAUGUGGGGUUCAAACUCAUGACCUGAGUUGAGAUCGAGAGUUAGAUGUUUAUAUGACUGAGCCACUUAGGUACCCAGUUCCCUGUUUUCUAUAUAUAUCCUCAACAAUUAUGACAGAUGCUUUAAAGGACUCUUAAAACAAAAGGUAUGGUUUUUGACAUGGAGAACAAAGACAAAAGGAGAUGGAGAUAAAAUUAAAUUUCCUCAUAAUCUGCAGCCCAUUGACAAAUACUUGAGACAGGGAGCGUAUAACAUUCCUCCAGAACUCCCAACUCUAUUAAUAUUAAUGUUUUGCUAGUGGCAGAAACAGCCUUAGCUUGACAAUAGUCAGACCUCCACAAUCCUGUAGGUCUUCUUUCAUAGAUGAAAAUCCUCUUGGAAACUUUGUCUCCACGCCUCCCAACUUAAAAGUUUAUAACCAAUCACUCCUCACAACCCCAGUACAACUCUUUCUGUCCACGGGUCCUGUCCCCGUGCUUUAAUAAAGACACCGUUUUGCACCGAAAA